UGUGUUUCUGCUGUUUCAGGUGAAUUUCAACGUGGCAAAGUUUUCUUUGUCUCCAGAUAUGAAGUACGUUCUGUUCGCCUAUGAAGUGAAGCAGGUUUACCGCCACUCCUUCAUGGCCUCCUACAGCAUCUACAACAUCCACACACGGGAGGUGUGGCAGCUGGACCCUCCUGAGGUGCUGAACUCGGUGCUGCAGUUCGCUGCGUGGGGCGUCUCCGGACAGCAGCUGAUCUACAUMUUUGAAAACAACAUCUACUACAGAUCCCAUGUSAGGAGCAGCUGCCUGCGGCUCACGUCUUCAGGGCAGGAGGGACUCGUCUUCAACGGCAUCGCCGACUGGCUCUAUGAAGAGGAGAUCCUGGGGAGCCACGUGGCCCACUGGUGGUCUCCGGACGGGGAGCGGCUGGCCUUCCUGGUGCUCAACGACUCUCUGGUGCCCAACAUGGUUCUGCCGCGCUUCACCGGCGCCACGUACCCCAGACAGAAGCAGUACCCGUACCCCAAGGCGGGCCAGCCCAACCCGGCCGUCAAGCUGCUGGUGGUCAACAUCUACGGGCCGACCCACACGCUGGAGCUGAUGCCGCCGGAGNNNNGUUCUCCUAGGGAGCACUAUGUGAGCAUGGUGAAGUGGAUCAGUAAGACCCGGACGGCGGUGCGCUGGCUGAACCGGGCCCAGAACCUCUCCAUCCUGACGGUGUGCGACUCCACCACCGGAGCCUGCGUCACGAGACAUGAGGAAAGCUCUGAGCUGUGGCUGUCGAAGCAGAACCAGCAGCCCAUGUUCUCCAGGGACGGGUCCCGGUUCUUUCUGAGCGUCCCGGUGAAGCAGGGCGGACGCGGCGAGUUCCACCACAUCGCCAUGUUCACCACGCAGUUCCGGGCGGAUCAGAACGAGGUCCGACACCUGACCUCUGGGAACUGGGAGGUGACCCGGAUCCUGGCCUACGACGAGCCCAACCAGAACCUCUACUUCCUGAGUACUGAAGGGUCGCCACGGCAACGGCAGCUCUACAGCGUUAAAACGGUGGGCUUGUUUCCACGGCGAUGCCUGACCUGUGACCUUCACAGAACCAACUGCCUCUACUUCAGCGCCGACCUCAGCCCGUCCAACCAGAACCUGCUGCUGCACUGCCAAGGUCCUGAAGCUCCCACUGUGAUGGUCCACAGCCUCAAUAACUCCAAUUACUACAUCCUGGAGAACAACUCAGUGCUGAAGGCGGUUCUGAAGUACAAACAGAUCCAGAAGAAGGAGUACCAAACUGUCCGGGUCGAGCCUUUCGGUGAGAACAGGGCGCUUUGCUACUGCAGGAUGCUAGCAACAGCUGCUAGCAGCACCAAGCUAGCAGCAGGAAGCUAGCAGCAGGUGCUAUCAGC
This is a messenger RNA of Poecilia reticulata (guppy), 1374 nucleotides long. The record is from RefSeq and is a predicted model, not a curated record. NCBI's taxonomy places the organism in Eukaryota, Metazoa, Chordata, Actinopteri, Cyprinodontiformes, Poeciliidae.